This is a messenger RNA of Chara braunii, 2439 nucleotides long. NCBI's taxonomy places the organism in Eukaryota, Viridiplantae, Streptophyta, Charophyceae, Charales, Characeae. The record is from the annotation of a GenBank genome assembly.
UCAAGACUUGAGAGACUCGACCCGUUGACGUUCGCGGACUUCCAAUGGAUGCCCCUUCCCCCGACCGGUCGAUUGUCGAAACCAUAUUGCAACGUGCUUAAGGCACAACUGCGGGAUUACUUGUACACUGCAGUACAAGCUCCGUUGAUGGACGCCGGAGUAGAGGUUGUUGACCUUCAGGACUACGUUGCGAAGAUCGACCACGAGUUCAAGACACAACGGUACGACGACAUCAACGCGCCACUGUUGUACAUUCGCAUUCGGAUCGGAGAGGCGACCUGCAUCGCUUUGAUCGAUUGCGGAGCUACUCGCAACUAUAGCAGCCAAGACUUUAUGGUACGCGCUGCCCUUGGGCCACACAUUCGGAGGAAGACGCAGCCCACGCAAGUCACGUUGGCCGACGGUCACAUGCACAAGUCAAUCGACUGGUGCAUUGAUUUUGUCCCCGUGUACUUCGCCCCACAUGCAAGCGAGGUCGUGUCCUUCGACAUUUUGGACACCCAGUUCGACACGAUUUUGGGCAUGUCAUGGCUGCGAAGUGAGGAUCACCCGGUGAACUUCUACCGCCGCACUGUUCACAUUCGUGAUCGGAACGGAGUACUAGUCCCAUGCACGGUGCCUCCACCUCACUGUUCGAUCAGCUGCCACGUGGUGUCCGCCAUAAGCAUUCGAGCUUCCAUCACAAGGGACAACAUCGAGGAGAUGGGGGUGUGUUUUCUCCACGCCCUCCCUCCCCAGGACAUCCCAUCGAUAGACGCAUUGAGGGACCCACGCAUCACUGAGCUUCUCGACGCCUACGGCGACGUGUUCCAAGCCCCGCACGGAGUAGUACGGGAUCGGCCCAUCCGCCACGAGAUCAUCCUCGAGGUCGGGGCUGUACCUCCGCGUGGUUGCAUCUACUGCAUGAGCGAGAAAGAGUUGAGUGUGCUACAGGCACAACUCGGCGACCUUCUUGAGAAAGGUUGGAUUCGACCUAGCUCUUCGCCAUACGGUGCUCCCGUUCUCUUCGUCCGGAAGAAGAACAAGGACUUGCGGUUGUGCAUCGAUUAUCGCAAGCUCAACCCGCAAACCGUCAAGAACGCUGGCCCUCUUCCGCGCAUCGACAACCUUCUCGAUCGAUUGGGCAACGCUAAGUUCUUCUCCAAGCUGGACCUCAAAUCGGGAUAUCACCAACUCGAGAUCCGGUCGGAGGAUCGCUACAAGACCGCAUUUAAGACGUACUCAAGGAUUGCCGCACCAUUGACGAGAUUACAAUCGCCAAAGGUGCCAUUCAUAUUCGAUGACGAUGCGCGCCGCUCAUUCCAAGCACUCAAGACGGCCAUGCUCAUGGCACCCGUCCUUAGCAUCUACGACCCCACCUUGCCAACGAGCGCGACCAUUGGCGCUUCCAGCUAUGGCAUUGGGCCAGUCAUGGAACAACACGACGGCGAUGACAGGCACCCGAUGGAGUAUUUCAGCCACAAAGUGCCUCCCAUCAAUUCACUUGAUGAUGCAAGGAAGGAGUUGCUAGCGUUCCCACGCGUACCGGAAGACAUCGUUAGCGACCGUGACACUCGUCUCAUGUCGGCGUUCUGGACUUCUCUCAUGCAGGAAUCCGACACCAAGAUGAAACCAAGUUUGGCUCGGCAUCCACAAACGAACGGGCAAACGGAGAGAGCACAUCGGACUGCUCAGAUGAUGCUUCGUACGCUCAUCCGUCCGGAUCAGAAGGAUUGGGUUGACCGCCUUCCCGACAUCGAGUUCGCCUACAACACUUCUUUGCACCCGGCGAUCAGCGUAACUCCAUUCGAGUUGCACCACGAUGGCCGGAAAGGUCGUAUCUUCGCUGAUCUUCUCCUUCCACGAACUGACGACAUAGACGCCGCUUGCUCUCCCACCUCCAUCCGGAAGUAUGGGAAAUUGCUUGCUCAAGCCUGCGAGAACAUGCAAAAGGCUCAAGUCCUCAUGCAGCAGCAAGCCAACAGGCGUCGUGCGCCAUGUCCCAUCUGCGUCGGUGAUCUGGUUUGGGUCUCCGCGGAAGAGUUUGCGCUCGAACAGGAUGUUUCCCGCAAACUACUCCCCAAGUGGUUUGGACCAUGGACUGUCCUUUCAGCCGCAGGCGACGAGCCCGACGGCCCAUCCGUUGUGAUCGACAUCCCUCCGCAUUUGCCGGUCCAUCUAGUCUUUCACGCCUCGAAGCUGGUGACAUACACACCAGCUAAGAGCGACGACUUCCCGGGCCGACGAUCGCAAGACCCUCCGUCUAUGGAUGGUCAUCAGGAAGUCGACCGCGUCGUCACGGAUCGCAAGUACGGCAACAAGCCUCGACAGUACAAAGUUACCUUCAAAGCAUACGAUCCUAACGACACUCGAUGGAUUUCAGGAGCAGAUUUGCAAGCAUCCGCACCGCUGAUCUACGCUCACUACGAAUGACAAGGUUAGCUAAGGAAGCUUCAUGAC